AGCCUUAUAAAUAACGACAUAUUUUCACUUUGCUUUACAAUUUGAUUCCUUGUCAAUACAAAAAAGACUUGAAAUCACUCAAAUUACAAGCAACAUAGUAUACUAUAUGACUAAUGAACCCAACAACAAGAUAUGUAGUUUUUAAUUUAUGAUGUUUCUAAUAGUCAAAACGGUUGAAUCCUAUAUAAACACAUGCAACUUUCUCAGUCUCAUCCAAAAAUCAUCGUAAGAAAAGGUGUGAUGGAUUUAUUUGAGAUUGAAAGUAAGAUUCUAUCAAGGAGAUCCUCUGUGGGAUGCUCCUCACGUAUAUCUUAUUAUAGAAGUGGAGAAGGGGUUCCAUUCAAAUGGGAAAUGCAACCAGGGGUAGCAAAAGAAGAAUCACCGAAGGAAGAGCUUCCUCCACUUACUCCUCCACCAGCAAUUCUUAGCUUGGGGCUUCCAAAGCCAUGCAUUUUGGACAACAAAUCAGCUUCAACAAUGUCAAAGAUGUGGUUUUGGAGGAAAAGGGUUGUCAAAAGCAAGAAGCCCUUGCAAGAAUAUUGUUUUCGUGAAGAUUUUGAUGUAGUAUCAAGAUUGGAUUGUAGCUCUGAUUCUGAAUCUAUGGCAUCCCCUCGUGGUUCGAGCUUUUCUUCUUCCUCUUCGUCUAUGUCAUUGAUGAAAAGUACUCGAUCUUCAUUGAACUCAACAUGCUCAGAGAGUACCAAUAAACGAGUGUAUGGAAAGCCAUUGACCUUAGGCUGUUUCCCAAUGCACAUUAGCAGAAUUUUUGUUUCAAUUACAAGUCGUGAUUGAAGUUGAAAUAAUAGUAUUAUGUACAUGAGUCUGUUAUGCUUUUCAUUUACACUAGAAAUAAAAAUUACAUUCACACCCA
Molecule: messenger RNA, 871 nt
Organism: Cicer arietinum (chickpea)
Lineage: Eukaryota; Viridiplantae; Streptophyta; Magnoliopsida; Fabales; Fabaceae
Source: RefSeq, a predicted model, not a curated record